Messenger RNA from Cylicocyclus nassatus, 1997 nucleotides. Lineage: Eukaryota; Metazoa; Nematoda; Chromadorea; Rhabditida; Strongylidae. The record is from the annotation of a GenBank genome assembly.
AGAGUUCGAUGGCUCAAAAACGGCAAGACAUUCAAGGGAUACGUGGCUGGGCGAUUGCUUUGGUUGUCACAUUUCACUUCUUUCCUGCCUAUUGCCCAAAUGGGUAUUUGGGGGUAGACAUGUUCCUCGUCAUAUCUGGCUUUCUUAUGGCUAUGAUCAUAACAACAAUGGAGAUGACACCUUCAUCUUGUCAGAACUUCUAUUACAGAAGAAUCAAGCGAAUAUUACCGCUGUAUUAUAUGAUAUCCGCGGCGAUAUUAUUGCUUGUAGUAUUGAGGCUACCUUCAUUCCGACUCAUAAAUUUCCCUAGUUCACGCAAAGCUAUAUUUCUCAUUACAAACAUCAGGCUGUCUGAGAACGAUCCUGUCAUGGAUUACGAAAAAAUGCUGUCAAAUGCGGACGAUCUCUUUACUCAUACUUGGUCUUUAUGUGUCGAGAUGCAAUGGUAUUUGCUGGCUCCACUUCUCUUCUUCGUGCAAAAUUUGGUACCUUUACGGAGGGCGACAUUCUUUUUGGGAAUUACAUGUAUUUCUCUUGGUUUCUAUCUUAUUACUGACAGCAAUACUGCUUUCUACAACACAUUUGCUAGGAUGUGGCAAUUUUGUGUUGGCAUAAUCGCCUUUUUGAGUAGUGAAAAUCUCGAAAAAGAAGCGAGUCUAGUGAUUAAGGCUAACAGCAAUUCAAAGAUAGAAGAGCAUCGCACGAACUGUAUCUUUGCAUCGGAUUUCAUAUCUUGGCUCCUAUUCAUCCUUGCUAUAUUACUACCAUUCUUCUGGCAUCCGUUACCAAAGAGAUUUCUUCGUAUAGAGACGACUAUGUUGACAGGGAUUCUGAUCCUAUUAGGGAAAGAACGUAAGGUAUCCGCACUCACUGUGCAAGAGGUGGUCUUUGUUGGAGAGAUAUCGUAUGCUCUCUAUCUCAUUCAUUGGCCCGUACUCGUUAUAAUGGAAUACUAUUUCCCCAAGAACCCACUGAAUCCCUAUGUCGGAGUGACAGUUUCCUUUCUUCUCGCUAUGCUGGUGUAUCGGUUUUACGAAAAAAAAUAUUUGCAAUGGUCACCGCCUAUCGUAUGCUUUCUAAUAGGCGUCCUAUUCGUCGGCUGUGCUUACCUAAGUUCAUUGUCUACGGAGAAUGUUAUCACAAAUCGGAAUAUUGAUUACAACAAAAUCAAAAUCGAAGAUGCCGCUUGGAAUCUAACUUUGAUGCGUCAACUCAAUGCUGCGGAAGCUAAAGGUCGACAUUUGUGGCAUAAGGAAUGCACAUACAGCGGGAGGUUUUCAAACGUAGAACCUCCACAUGGAUUUUGUGCGAUGAAGAAUGGAAAUGGCAGGAUAAACAUUCUGGUCGCUGGAAAUAGCUUUGCCUGCAACCAGGGCGAUAUCAUUUACAAGGCAUUCAAACAGUAUGCAAGGCAGUUCAACAUAUUUUGUAUACCAAGAUGUGAAAUGUUCAGUCACAAUUGUGGAAUUUCCUUCAACUUUACCCAUGUAGUGGAAGAACUGAAACCUGAAGUAGUAUUCAUGAUAGAUAGAGCUUUCACCAUGAAGGCUCCGCUCAAUGUGUCAAAACCAAUCGAUGAAGACAGAGUCUUUGGUCUUUUUCUGAAAACACUGAAAUUCCUUGAGAAAACAACUAAAAAGGUCUACAUCUUACAAGCACUACCAAGCUGUAUAUUCGACUGCGCUUAUAAAGCUGUUGAUUACUUACGAAAUGGAAAAGCUCUAAACACAAUCGAAGAUGGCCUCAUAAUAAAGAACGAGUUUUUCUUUUUUGCUCGUCAUCGGAUAUGGGAAAUUGGAAAAAGAUGCAAAAACUGUGAAAUAGUGGACUACAUGCCAGUGCUUGUUGAUAAGAAAGGUCACUAUCUUGGUUACGACACUGAAACAAAUCUCAUGUAUCUUGAUUAUAACAACCAUUUCAAUACAUUUGGAAAACAACGCAUUCAGACUGUUUUUGAUGAGUUAGCAAGAAAGUUUACGAUGUUCAUAGAUGGAUAA